AUGACAAUACCUAAAGACGAUCAGAACUGGAAAUCAAAGUUAAAUUUACCGGAAAAAGAUCGUCGAGCUAGAACAAGUGAUGUCACUGGGACUAGUGGUCAUGAUUUUGAAGACUAUUGCUUGAAACGUGAACUAUUAAUGGGUAUAUAUGAAAAAGGCUGGGAAAAACCAUCACCCAUACAGGAACAUUCAAUUCCGAUAUCGUUAACUGGUCGAGACGUGAUUGCACGUGCUAAAAAUGGAACAGGUAAAACGGGUGCAUACACAAUUCCCAUUAUCGAACGAAUUGAUCCAAAAAAGAAUAUAAUUCAAGCAUUGAUAUUGGUACCGACGCGUGAACUAGCCUUACAAACAAGUGCUAUAUGCAUGGAAUUAUCAAAACAUUUGAAUUUGCGUGUAAUGGUAACAACAGGUGGUACAAGUCUGCGUGAAGACAUCACGCGUCUCCAAGACAUUGUACAUAUAAUUAUUGCUACACCGGGUCGUAUUCUUGAUUUGGUGAACAAAAGUUUGGCUAAGUUAGACUCGUGUCGUGUUAUUAUAUUAGAUGAAGCUGAUAAAUUGUUAUCGCAAGAUUUCAAUCAUUUGUUGGAUGAUGUCAUUCAUCAUUUACCCAAAGAUCGUCAAAUCAUGUUGUAUUCAGCAACAUUUCCAUUAACGGUCGAUGACUUCAUCAAAAAACAUAUGAAAAAUCCGUAUGAAAUAAAUCUCAUGGAAGAAUUGACAUUAAAAGGUAUAACUCAAUAUUAUGCGUUUGAACUGGGUUAUUCAUGUUAUUAUAUUCAUUCAAAAAUGCGUCAGGAACAUCGUAAUCGUGUUUUUCAUGACUUUCGAAAUGGUUUAUGUCGAAAUUUGGUGUGUUCUGAUUUGUUUACACGUGGUAUCGAUAUUCAAGCUGUUAAUGUUGUGAUUAAUUUUGAUUUUCCGAAAUUAUCUGAAACUUAUCUUCAUCGUAUUGGUCGAUCUGGUCGUUUUGGUCAUUAUGGUAUUGCUAUCAGUCUUAUCACAUAUGAUGAUCGUUUUACACUGCACAAGAUCGAACAGGAAUUGGGUACAGAAAUUCAACCGAUACCAAAACAAAUUGACCCAUCGUUAUAUGUUGCUGAAUAUCAAGUUGGUGAAACAGAUGCUGGAAAUGAAAAUACAAAUGAGUUGAAUAAUGAAAAACCUGCUCAAUAA
Messenger RNA from Didymodactylos carnosus, 1179 nucleotides. The record is from the annotation of a GenBank genome assembly. Lineage: Eukaryota; Metazoa; Rotifera; Eurotatoria; Philodinida; Philodinidae.